AGUUAUGUACUUUCGCAAUAAGACAGGAAGCAAACGCUCAUCAAUCGGGGACGACACUGACAGGAGGAACCCGGCGAGGCUCCAUUGCUGAUCUUCGGAACGACGAAGCAAGCUCAGCUCCAGCUGAGAGGGGGAGCUUCCAGUGUUGUCGCUUUGUUUAUGGAUUCAUUGGAGUAUUAAGCGUCGAAGGAAGAGACGGUAUAUAUAUCACACAAUACGGACGUCAAAGCAGCUGUGUUUUUCUAAAUAUAUAUCCUAGGGAGGGAUUCUUGAAGUGGUGUGCGUGCCUAGGGUUUUCCUUCGGUUGGGCGUUUGAUGGAUUGUUAAUUCUCAGCCUGGAAGAUACUGGAGAGGUAGAGACAUGUCGAUGAAUAACAAUGACCCGAUGAGAAAUGUGUUAGGGGGACCAUCACCUUUCGGGAAUGCCGGGGCAACGCAACCGCAGCCGAUGUUCCAAAACCAUAACCAAUACCAUCUCCUCUCCCAGUCACAAUCUCACGCACGUGGUGGUGGGCCUCAAUUUCCCGGUCACUUUCAGCUGUCCGAGCCCCAAUCUCAGCUGCUCGUCUCUCAGUCCCAGUUCGCCCAGGCACAUACUCAUUCUCCGGCUGCUAACAUUAGAUUCCAAUCCCCUUCCCAUUUUCAGAACCCCAAUCCUAGUACCUUUGGUUUUAGUAAUUCCAAUGUUUCCUCACCAUCGGUUCCUACGCCAGGCACAGGGAGUAGCGCUAAGCGGGCUAACCAGAAACCACCAUCGCGGCCUGCAGCAUCAUCCAACCCUAGCAAUGUCUCACCGUUGAAAACCCUGGAGCUUACUCCUGCAGCAUCCAGGAAGAAGCGAAAGCUCCCUGAGAGGCAAAUACCAGAUAAGGUGGCCUCGCUGCUCCCGGAAUCUGCCCUUUACACUCAGUUGCUUGAAUUUGAGGAAAGAGUAGAUGCUAUCUUGGCGAGAAAGAAGAUUGAAAUUCAAGAUGCGGUCAAGAAUCCUCCCCGUGUUCAAAAGACCCUUCGGAUCUAUGUUUUCAACACAUUUGCAAACCAGACUGGAGUAACUGCAGAAAAGAAGGAUGCCGAGCCCCCUUCUUGGUCUUUGAAGAUAAUCGGCAGGAUACUUGAGGAUGGAAAAGAUCCUAUGGUGGGUGGAAUGAUGCAGAAACCAAGUACGCCGCAACACGGAUUUUCCUCUUUCUUCAAGAAAAUAACUAUCUACUUGGAUCAGAAUCUUUAUCCGGAUAAUCACGUAAUUUUGUGGGAGAGCAGCCGGGCGCCUGCUCUUCACGAGGGUUUUGAGGUUAGAAGAAGAGGGGAUAAGGAAUUCUCUGCAAUUAUAAGAUUAGAAAUGAAUUAUGUGCCUGAAAGGUUUAAGCUUUCACCUGCCCUGUCAGAAGUCCUAGAACUAGAAGUAGAUACUCGGCCGAGGAUUCUGGCAGCGAUAUGGUUCUACAUAAAGGCCAAGAAGCUGCAGAGCCCUAGUGACCCAUCCUUUUUUAUUUGCAAUCCUCCUCUGCAGAAAUUAUUUGGGGUAGAGAAGAUGAAGUUUGCCAUGGUCCCAGAAAUGAUAUCUCAAUUUUUGGCCCCUAUACAGCCUAUUCAUCUGGAGCAUACCAUCAAGCUUUCAGGAAAUUCUCCAGCUGGAACUACUUGUUAUGAUGUGCUAGUUGAUGCACCUCUUCCAUUAGGUAGGGAAAUGUCUGCAUAUUUGGCAAACACUGAAAGGCACAAGGAAAUAGAUGCUUGUGACGAACUGAUCUCUUCGUCCAUCAAGAAAAUCCAGGAGCACCGUAGGAGACGUGCUUUCUUUCUUGGGUUCAGUCAGUCACCAGCAGAGUUCAUCAAUGCGAUGAUUGCUUCUCAGAGUAGGGAUUUGAAGCUGGCUGCAGGAGAUGCUAAUCAUAAUGCAGACAAAGAACAGCGAUCUGAAUUCUAUGAUCAACCCUGGGUGGAAGACGCCGUCAUCCGUUACCUGAAUCGCAAGUCUGCUGGGAAUGAGGGUCCAGGAGGGAGCUGAGGGUGAUUUUCAAAGGCAUUUGGGGGGAGUCAUAUCAUCAUCAGCACCAUACAUUGUUUAUACCUCUAAUUUGUGGUUGGUAGGUUCAGGUCAUUGAACGGGGCAGGUCUUGGAGAAGGCUUCAGUUUUUUAUGCUUUAUUAGUUUUGACAGACGGGACAGGACAGGUUGUUAGCUGAUAGAGGUUUCAGCUGAAGGGGAUUUUAUUCGUGCGAUGACAUCUUAUGAUGGGCUAACAGGCUGAGAAUGUGGAAUGCUAGUGUAGUCGGUCUUCAAUAUUCUUUAUUUAUUGAAUUUUUUUGAUGGGCCAAAACCAAAAGAUUAUUGUCUAUGCAAUAUAUUGAUAGCGAAUCCUUGUUCUGCUCUGCUC
This is a messenger RNA of Punica granatum (pomegranate), 2377 nucleotides long. NCBI's taxonomy places the organism in Eukaryota, Viridiplantae, Streptophyta, Magnoliopsida, Myrtales, Lythraceae. The record is from RefSeq and is a predicted model, not a curated record.